UUUGGGUUGAUGGUUUGAAGCUUUGGGACUCAAAGCGUUGAUAUAAAACCAGGGAAUGAGAGUCAACGAUCCACUAUCUUUCUUGGCUCUGAUUGGUUGUUUUCGUUCAGGGUUAGGGUUAUCCCGGUACAUUCUUGCAAAUGCCAUUAGAAGCACUAGGAGGAGCCAGAAGAACCUGAUUUUUUUCACAGAUUAUCUGUCUCGUGUACUACUGUCGGGAUAUAUGGAAAGUUUCAGCAAAUAUAACAAAACGUUUUUUACGUUAUUAACGUUAUUUUUAGAAGGUUACCUACUGCAGCUUUAAAGAAAAGCUGGUAUCUCCAAUCUUCCCUACAGGACGUGAACGCAGCACGUGUUCAGGCAGUGGAGGCAGAGCAGCACCAGGAUCAGGAUCAGGAUCAGGAUCAGGAUGGGCAGCUCGCAUCUGGUCUGCGUCUCUGCGUUAACGGCAGCAUCCUCGUGCAGCUCGAUGAUAGACACAGUGAAAUCCUCCUAAGCAAAAAAAAAAAAGAACAAAGAAGAAGAAUUGACAGGGAGGAAGGAUGGACUCCAUCUCUAUGAUGGCCGGCCGCAGGAGUCCUGUGUUCCUCACAGCCUCCUCCUCCCACCACCUCCACCAUGCCCAGGCCUGUUUUCUGCCCAACGGCAUGAAGAAUGGAGUAGGAGAUGUGGGGAGCGCUCGUCUCCCUGCCCAACCCGCAGUGGCCAUCCUGGGCUCAGGUGACUUCUCCAAGUGCCUGACCAUACGCCUGCUGCGCUGCGGCUUCCAUGUGGUAGUGGGCAGCCGCCAUCCCAAACUGGCAGCCCAGUCAUUUCCCCAUGUGGUGGAUGUGACGCACCACGAAGACGCAGUGGGGAAGGCCAGCAUUGUGUUCCUGGCAAUCCGCCGUGAGCAUUACUCUGUCCUGUGGGACCUCAAGCAUCUACUGGAAGGCAAGGUCCUGGUGGAUGUGAGCAACAACAGGAGGGUGAACCAGUAUCCAGAAUCUAAUGCUGAGUAUCUGGCAUCGCUGCUGCCAGACUCCAUCGUGGUCAAAGGAUUCAAUGUCAUCUCAGCUUGGGCCAUGCAGCAGAGCUGUCCCAAAGAUGCCAGCACACAGGUGUUCAUUUGCAGUGACUCAGUGGAAGCUAGACAGCAAAUUAUGGAACUUGCCCGCCAUCUCAACUUCCAGCCAGUGGAUAUGGGGACCCUGUCUUCUUCGCGAGACAUUGAGAACAUGCCCAUACAGUUAUUUCCUGGCUGGAAGGGCCCUGUCCUCGCUGCAGUGGCCCUCUCCAUCUUUUUUUUUGCCUACUCUUUUGUAAGAGACAUCAUUCACCCAUAUGUGAAAUACAAGCAGAGUGAUUUCUACAAGAUCCCCAUAGAGAUGGUGAACCGAACACUGCCCACUGUUGCCAUCACUCUCUUGGCCCUGGUGUACCUGGCAGGGCAGCUGGCGGCCGCCCACCAGCUCUACUACGGUACCAAGUACAGACAUUUCCCACACUGGCUGGAAGGCUGGCUGCAGAGUCGGAAACAGCUGGGCCUCCUGAGCUUCUUUCUGGCUGCUGUCCACGUUCUCUACAGCCUGUGUCUGCCCAUGAGGAGGUCUGAGAGGUACCUGUUGCUCAACACCGCCUACCAGCAGGUCCAUGCUAAUGUGGAGAAUGCGUGGAAUGAGGAAGAGGUGUGGAGGGUGGAGAUGUACGUGUCCUUUGGGAUCAUGAGCCUUGGGCUCUUGUCACUCCUGGCAAUCACCUCCAUCCCAUCUGUCCAUAGCACACUCAACUGGAGGGAGUUCAGCUUCAUACAGUCCACUUUGGGCUACAUUGCCCUGCUCAUCGCCACCCUCCACGGCCUGCUGUUCGGCUGGAAGCGAGCCUUUGACGAGGAGGCAUACCGUUUCUACCUGCCCCCCAGCUUCGUGGUGGCCCUGGCCCUGCCAGUGUGCGUGAUACUGGGGAAGGUGCUGAUGCUGCUCCCCUGCGUGGCCCGCAAGCUCCACCAGAUCCGCCGGGGAAUGGACAGCAGUCAGUACCGGUGUCAGCGGAUGGAGCCGGCGGGCUUGGCUGUUCAGGUUUCACCUGAGAGAGUUACUAUCAUGUGAUCACUGGAGAACAGAGCUGUCUGCUCUUGUAUUGGGAUUUACACAUACUGCCAUAGUUAGCAAAUGAACACUGUUUAUUAAUGUGAUUCCCAUUGAGAGGGCAUAUCCUUACUUUGUGACUGUGAACUGUUUUUGCUGACAUGUGCAGUGUGUACUUGUGUACGUAGCUGUUAUUGAUCUUGUAUGACCAUUAUCUUACAGUUUGCACAUCUGAACUGUAAAAAUUAAUAUUCUUCCCAUGACAGUACUUUGACAAUAUUUCACCGAUACUUUGUUCCUGUCCCUGUGUUCUGACAGACAUUAUAGUGUGCUGAGUGUUUAUCAUUAGUACUUCAAAGGGUCAUUUUACUAGUUCUACUUAACCUGUGAAAACAGUAUAAUGUGCCAUGUCUAGGUAAAUAACCCAUAUGAUGUCAAGGAGGGUGGAGAAUAUAGAUUCAGAACAGUAAGCAGGGAUGGUCCAAUGAAAAGACAAUACUAAUAUAAGUUGCAUUAUGGGAAUUGUAGGACCCAGUGCUUUUGGAGCUUACCACUGAGUUGCAUAAUGGGAAGUGGAGGAUCUAGUGUAAAACCUUUGCUGCAAUUGCUGCACAAUUAUUGCCGGUUAGAUUUGUGUCCCAGGGCAUGACAAGAAUCGCCUGGCCAUCACUUGAUCAAAGAGCUGAUUGGCUCUUAGUUUUGACAAUAAACUAUUAUAUAUAAUAUUUUCCUAAUUUUCUGUGUGAUUUAAAUAUUUAACUCUAGAUUGUUGCUGUUUCAUGUCUCAUGUUGUGCAAUGAAGUUUUAAUCUGUUAAACAGAUCUUGUGUGGUUGAUAAUAAUAAUAAAGUUUAUUUAUACAGUAUAUCCAAACAUAGUCUGCAAACUAUAGGUAGCCUAAGGAUGAUCUAACAGGAUGCAAAACUAUAACUUCCUGUUUAUUCUUUGAAGGCUGCUCUUUGGAAACUGACUCGACUGCAGCUUUUUGUCACCGCCUCCUGCUGCUGCCGCCCAAUCUCGUCCACUUUCCAGGCGGGGCACAGUUCAUCUCGAAUGAGCCUAUUCACAUCUGGAAGCUACCCAGUACAACCACAGUCAGGCCACUGAGCAGCUCCACUACCACCACUGAGGUGCUGGUAAUGAGGGAGGGGCAAGUGCUGCCUUUCACUUUUCCCAUUAAGAGUCAGAACCGAUCUUUAGGCCACCACUGCCUAGGAUCCAGUGUUUUUUGAACUUACUACUGAAUUGCAUUAUGGGAAAUGUAUGAUUCAGUGUUUUUUAGCUUACUGCUGAGUUGUAUUAUGGGAAAUGUAUGAUCCAGUAUUUCUGGUCCAUACUAGGAACAGACUUUUUCUUUUUUCUUUUUAUCUGUCUCCUCGCUUCAUGGAAGUGCAAUAGUAAAUUGUAGUACCACUUUAAUUAUGCACAGUUUUUCUGCUUGUGGGUUGACAAAGUUCAUACAAUAUAAAUGUCUUUCAGUGGUGGUUUUAUUCUCACAGCAAAAUAAUGGGAAAACGUGUAAAGGACACAGAAAAAAAUCAUUUAUUUAUCAGGUUAGUAGUUCCUGUUAUCUCUUUCUGUGCUGUUCUUAUCUUUGGUGACAAUGUCACAUUUCAUACUGUAAAGAGAUGUUAUGAAGUAUUUGAUGAUUCUGCAAUAUCACAGUGUUGUGUUUUUUCUGUCUGUCUGUCUGUCUGUCUGUAUUACUGUAGAAAAGAAUGUUGUGUCCAUCUGUCAUGCUUUGAUUAAUGAGAUCCAUGGCAUUGUGUUUUAACAUAUUAUUUGUCUCUUUACUGAGAGCAGCUGAUGCAGUUUGUGAAGCUGUCACUGAAUUACAGCAAAUUCAGUUUGUUAGUCACAUUAUACAUAGAUAACCCUGGUCCUUCUCAGUGUAUUAGAUGUAUGUGUGCCAGUGUUUUAUAGUGGGCCCAUACUGUCCCCUUGUAUACAGUGUGUAACAAAUAUCAUCAACUACUCAGUUCAUUCAUUUUAUUGAGUUAAAUUUCCUUAUCUGAAUCACAACUCUCAAAACCUUUUAAAUCAACCAGUCCUUUCACUUGCAUAACCACGCAGCAGUAAUGUAACUGUAACAGGAAAUAAAGCAAAAUGUGAUGUUCA
Messenger RNA from Dicentrarchus labrax (European seabass), 4183 nucleotides. It is a transcript of the gene steap2, whose product is annotated as STEAP family member 2, metalloreductase. The record is from RefSeq and is a predicted model, not a curated record. Lineage: Eukaryota; Metazoa; Chordata; Actinopteri; Moronidae. Gene Ontology annotation, molecular function: cupric reductase (NADH) activity; ferric-chelate reductase (NADPH) activity. Gene Ontology annotation, biological process: copper ion import. Bases 543 to 2087 code for a protein of 514 amino acids. The transcript is spliced from 6 exons. Gene Ontology annotation, cellular component: plasma membrane; endosome.